This is a messenger RNA of Exophiala xenobiotica, 6073 nucleotides long. RefSeq lists its product as uncharacterized. Bases 669 to 5531 code for a protein of 1620 amino acids. Gene Ontology annotation, biological process: protein O-linked glycosylation. The record is from RefSeq and is a predicted model, not a curated record. Gene Ontology annotation, molecular function: protein binding; glycosyltransferase activity. The transcript has a single exon. Lineage: Eukaryota; Fungi; Ascomycota; Eurotiomycetes; Chaetothyriales; Herpotrichiellaceae.
UAUGAACCGAUGCGCAGCCAUGAGGCGUGAACUUUUGUCCACUGACCUGAACAGACCCUCUCAGUACUCCGUACACACGAAGCCUUCAUUCUUCGCUUUUCUUCCAGUCUUCUCUGCACCCAGAUGCCAAUCGAUAUCACUACGAGCCAGACACCUUGUCCUUAUCCGCGGUACCGUUAUCAAGCCAAAGAGCAUUGACCUCAGUCCUCCUCCCUUGACCGGACAGACCCUGGUCGAUCCGCCUGCCUUCCUCGUGUUCGUAGGCUCUGGCCCGCAACUACUUGACUCAAUCAACCCGCCUCCCUUGCGUCGUCCCAUCUGGUGGAAAUAGUCCCAGAUUCUCCCUUCAAUCGACUAACACGGACAUUGAAGCGGGUAAAAUUGAGCUGCCUAUCUCGCAGAAAGAUACACAUCACCGCCUACAAUAACUGGGUUGACGACACCGCUUCUGCCUCACCCAUGAUUGCGUGGACUUCACCGCGUAGGAGCAACCCUGGAGGAACAACACAAUGAGCUUCGAUUUUGGGAACAAGAGCAGGCCCAGUUGCCUUCUUGCGUUUUCUCCAAAGUCAACGAGACGGCCUUGCCCUAGCACCUUCGAAGCAGGUUGAUUCCAGUGACUUCCUACAACAAUCACACUCCAAGAUCUACGCUGCGACCGUCGGACGAUGCUCUCAAUACCUUAUCGGUCCUCGCAUACGAUGGAUACCAUCAGAGACCCCAACGUCUACCUUCGUCGACCAUCCGGCGCCUCUCGUCAAUAUGCCAUCCCCGCCGAUUCUGGAACCUCCCGACAUGGAAGACAUGGCUCGACCGGUCUGACCUACGUCGAACACGAGAUACUGAGACAGCGCAAGACACCUUACGGAAAGUUCUUCGAGCAAGACUCUGCGGCUUUGGACAAAAACAUCCAAUAUCCGGCAUCCAAACAUGUCCUCCUCUCCUCUUCUCCAGAGUUCCAGUCGAGCACCCCUCCAUUCUCUGCUCGAUUGACACCGUCGAACCAGGCACAGCAAAAUGGGAGUAUGGGAGGUACUGAUUCCGGAAGAGAUGGAAGAUGUGAGAGACAACGCGAUCCUUAUGCGACGUCACAGCAUUUCCCAUAUCGACCAGCUUGGGAGUUUCCUGGUGGACUUGACUCGAUGCUCAAUCAGACCCUUCCGCUGUACCCAACCCAGAGAUACUAUGUUCAACCUGGAUCUAAUAUUCCCACCGUCCUGCCCGCGACCCUCCAAUCUCAAUUUGGCCCCACGGCGUCAGCUAGUCAAGAGUAUUAUGGCCCUUAUUGGCCUGACGGCACCUACAAUCCAUAUCGACCGGCUGCUAUCAGAGACAGUCGUUUUUUUCCGGUUGUGGCUACCGAGCGGUUUCCUUUGGAGCACAUCCAACAUCCUCGAGCCUUUCACCAACCUGGUCCACUGUCACUUGCGAACCAUCCUUAUUUGGACACCCUUCCACCGCAACUACUGGGAACGCCUUUGACCUCUGUUGAUUCGCCAGCUUCGAAAUGGACCUCUCAUCAGAAUGCAUACCAGCGUGCGCAGUAUGCUUUUCCGCAGCACUAUUCGCCGCCAGAUCAUGCCAUGGCCGAUCCAUUAAACGUAACGAGGCCAUUACUGUCAUCUCUCGUGCCCGGCCCGGGUUCAGAACGCAUCGCUUUUAGGGAUAGAACUUUUGCGUGGGCCAACAAAAUCUAUACUGACCUUCUGCAGACAAUUCGGUGGACUGCAAAAGAUCAGCGCACGCUUGGAAGCAGUGCUUCGGACCCCAGGUCCACAGCAAAACCUGCGAUCUUCCCCCGACCACCCAGACGAUCUGGAUCGCAUUUCCAUGAAGGAUCAAUGGACAGAUUACCACAAAAUCAAAGCAUUCCGAGUCUCACACGCUACAGCAGUGAGAACUCCAUAUAUGAUGCGCCAAGUCGUCCUCAAACUGCAAUCUAUCGGCCUCAACAGUCACAGUUAGGGCGCCGCCCAGAGCCUCUGUCGACAUCGAGCUCUUUCUCUACCGUCCAGCAUCAACCGAGAGAUCGGAUACCCGAGGUUCGGAUACCCGGCAGCUCCAUGAACGACAUGUACCAACGACCACCUUCAUAUGAGUCGGCAACAGCUGCGCUUAGGACGAUGGAACUUCUUUGUCAAGAGGCUGAUACCCCUUGGCUUGAUGGAUUGCUUUUGGCAGGAUGUUUAGCCUAUGGGCUGGGCAAUUAUGCCAAAGCUGAAGACUGGUAUCGGGCCGUGCUGAAGCACGAACCUGGUCACGUUGAAGCGAUGUCCAAUCUGGCAGCGACAUGCCACGCACUUCAUCGUCGCGAAGAUGCUCUCAAGUAUUGGUCUGAUGCUGUGAGAUUACGUCCGAGCUAUUUUGAAGCCGUUGAACAUCUCAUCGGGUUGCUAUGUGCAAGCCAUCGAGCAAGAGAAGCAGUCAGCGUCAUCGAGUACGUCGAAAGCACGUUGCGACUUCCCAAUGAGGAUUCUCAUACCUCCUGGGGUGAGUUGAGUGACGCUGAAAGCGACUCAAGAAGCCACACCUCUAGUAUAGCUACUGUGGCGUCGUACGACAAUGCACGCCAUGAUUUCGACUUCGAUCUCAACCAAGGUCUUGCCUCUGACUCGGAGACCUUAGCGCCAGGGUUUGGCUCGAGUGGUUUUGCUAUACCUGGAGCAGAUAACGGUCGCAUGUUAGCCCUUAUACAUGCGAAAGGAAACAUGCUCUAUGCUCUCGGCAACAACAAUGGAGCUGCCGCUGCCUUCGAAGACGCCGUUCUCAUCUCUACGGGUCACAGGAAACAGGGUAUUAGGAGUCUCAUCAACAGUAUAUUGAGCGCGUGUCUUCGCAACAUCAGAGACCCGGAAUACGUCCGGAGGAAACUGGACGGCAAAGAACCCGUUUUGCUCGCACCUGAACAUGCGGAGGGGACGGCUAAACACAUGUUUCCUCCAGAUGGGGAGCUUCCCGGACUAGAGCAUGUAACACCUCCCUUCGCUGUACAAGCUGCGGUAUCUACGACCAGCAACUCGCUGCUAUCGCUUGCCAAAAUAUACCAAGAUGGUAUGGCUAACGCUACCGACAUUGGAACACUCAAGUCGCCCAGUACCCGAGAAAUUCUUGCUCUGUACUAUUUGUCUCUCUCGCUUCAACGAAGUCCUUCCACGGCCAACAAUGUCGGCAUUCUGCUCGCAGGCGUACAACAGAGCGUACAUCCAGCGCACCUUGCGGAUUCGAACUUUUCGCAGAUUUCCAACAUCCCUGGAGUUAUUGCUGGAAGCGGUAUCUCACUGGCUCUUAUGUACUACAAUUAUGGCCUCAACAUCGACCAAAAGCAUGCUCACCUCUACACGAACCUCGGCAGCCUUCUCAAAGAUAUCGGCCAACUUGGGGCUGCGAUCAAAAUGUAUGAACGAGCCGUGAACUGUGACGGCAAUUUUGAUAUUGCAUUAGCAAACCUGGCCAAUGCUGUCAAAGACCAAGGCAGAGUGGCAGAUGCUAUUGUCUACUAUAGACGUGCCGUCGCAUCAAACCCCGAUUUUGCCGAGGCCGUGUGUGGACUCGCUACAGCUUUGAAUUCGGUAUGCAGCUGGCAUGGACGAGGAGGAGUUUGUGCCUCUGAUAGACUUCGAGACCGUCUUCAUGUCGACGAUCAUGGCAUGAAACAUGCGCCGUCCCGGCCAUACGGAUGGAUCAACCGAGUCGUGGAGAUUGUGGGAAAGCAACUCAAGGAUGGCGAGAACUGGGGAUGCGGCACUCUCACUCCAGCUGUCAUUGAUUCGCUCUCGACGCAGCUUGCACUGCACAAGCAGAUUUCCCGGGACAGUGGGCGAAAUCAGGCUUUGGAAACUUUGCGACAGGCCCUUCGCAGUUGGUCGGGCCAGAGAUGGGAGGGUGCCAGGAUAGUGCGCCUCGUUGAGCGGGCUGUUCGCUAUAUUGGAUGGCAAUGGUAUCAAGAUCGAUACAGGAAGCGUCAAGAAUACCCUGCACGGAAAUACUCUCGACCUCUCCUACCGAACACACUGACUCCGCCUUCCGCACCAACUGUCCUCCCUUUCCACACCUUUACGGCACCGUUGUCAGCGAAACAGAUACGCCAGAUUUCACAGCGGAAUGCGCUUCGUAUAUCUGUAUCCACUCUUCGCUCUGCCUGGCUACCAGCUACUGUUUUCCCACCACCAGCGCCACCGGAUCCUUGCCUGAACGUCGGCUAUGUCAGCUCGGAUUUCAACAACCAUCCGUUGGCACACUUGAUGCAGUCGGUCUUUGGGCUUCACAAUCCGGCCAAAGUGAGGGCUAUUUGCUAUGCUACCACCGCUUCCGAUGGAUCUAUCCAUCGACAGCAAAUCGAGCGGGAGGCUCCAGUCUUUCAUGACGCGUCUUCCUGGAGCGUCGAGCGACUUGUCAAUCAAGUCGUCAAGGACAAUGUACACAUCCUGGUUAAUCUCAACGGUUAUACACGAGGGGCACGCAAUGAGGUGUUCGCGGCUCGGCCUGCGCCCAUUCACAUGUCUUUCAUGGGCUUUGCCGGUACGCUAGGAGCGGAAUGGUGCGAUUAUGUUUUUGCGGACACUAUAUCUGUGCCACCGGAUACUCUUUCUCCAUGGCGGCGAAAUGUGGACAUUGAUGACCGCCUCCGAUCGGAUUCCCUGGUUGAAGACAUGGAGGACUGGGUGUAUUCUGAGAAUGUGAUUUUUGCUCGGGAUACAUUCUUCUGCGUGGAUCACAAGCAAAGUGCGCCUGAUGUGGAGAAGGGGCCGCCAAAUCUGCAGGAUCCAUCAAAGCGUCGAGCGGCUUGGGAGGACGAGCAAGAAAGUCGUUGGAAGCUGAGAAAGGAGCUGUUCCCGACUCUUUCGGAUUCAGCCGUGAUCCUGGGCAACUUCAACCAAUUGUACAAGAUUGAUCCAGCCACAUUCGAAUCAUGGCUGCAAAUCUUGAAGAUGGUCCCGAAUGCGAUAUUGUGGUUACUGCGCUUUCCCGAUCUUGGCGAGCAGAAUCUCAUGAAAUACGCGCGGGAAUGGGCGGAUCAGGAUGUGGCUUCUAGAGUCAUCUUCACCGAUGUCGCCGCUAAGGGUGCACAUAUUACACGUGCCUCUGUGGUCGAUCUGUUCCUGGACACCCCAGAAUGCAACGCUCAUACAACGGCCGCGGAUGUGGUAUGGUCUGGCACCCCAAUUGUCACGUGGGGCAAAUGGAAGUACAAAAUGUGCAGCCGUAUGGCGGGAAGUAUCCUUGCCAGCGCGUUACCUGAAGGCCGCGAGGGAGACGAAGCACGCCGAGAGCUGCUGGUGAGGAACGAAAAAGAAUAUGUGGACACAGCCAUCGAGCUCGCCCAAGGUCUCAAAUAUCCUUUGAAAGAAUCAGGGGGACAAAAAUUUGGGCGGGGCCAGGGUCGUCUCAUGGACUAUCGACGCAUGUUAUGGGAAGGACGAUGGUCGAGUCGGCUCUUUGACACCAAGCGUUGGGUCAGAGAUCUUGAAGUGGCUUAUUGGUCAGCUUGGGGAAAAUGGGAGAGAGGUGAGGGUGGAGAUAUCUGGUUAUGAGUUCAGUUAGAGUGCGUCGAAGCUGGUAUCACAUGUGGACCAUAUUCUGCAGCCUCUGCGUCGUGGGGCAGGAAGGUCCCAGCCACGGUGUUUGCGUGGAAAUAUUGACGGAGUUCCGUCAGACGACCUUGACGAUAUCACGAAAGAAACGACAUUUACAGUUGACUGAUACCAACGCCCAGGUUUCUCCGAUGAAUGGGACUCCCUGAGGAAAGGGAUCUGGAUUAGGGAAAAGCAAAAGUGGAAUUUAGCGAAGCUGGUGAAGGGGUCAUACCACACAGCAAAGGGUCUGGCAAGGGAAUAUAGCAAGCGUGCGUGCACAGGAAAGCAUUGUGUUCGGAGUUGGGAGACUUUGGCGGGACAGCUUGGGAUGGAUCAAACGAUUUUCUUUUAUUGGCGCGGGUUUUGCGGUCAAUUCGAUUCCUCACUGUUACUGUCAGGGAAGGCAAUACUGUUGAUGGUUGAUGCUGUCUAGAUUUCUCGGCUGAUACCAGGCCAGGCCAGGACACUCGAAUCGAAGUGAAUGUUCUUUCUUCCAUGUG